This is a messenger RNA of Drosophila ananassae, 1197 nucleotides long. RefSeq lists its product as uncharacterized. The coding region runs from base 1 to 1092 and encodes 363 amino acids. Gene Ontology annotation, cellular component: membrane. The transcript is spliced from 2 exons. The record is from RefSeq and is a predicted model, not a curated record. Lineage: Eukaryota; Metazoa; Arthropoda; Insecta; Diptera; Drosophilidae.
AUGUUAUUAAGUUUGUCGCCUGAGGGUCGUUCUGUCGAAGGCCAACACCCCUCUUCCGAGGUUUCCGCAUCCAACGACGCUGUUUCUCGUUCAGCGGCCGCUGCCGUCAAUUUUUUCGUAGCCAAGGAUCGUUUAUGUGAUGUGGUGCUGCUACCCACUGCCAAUAUUCUAAUCCGGAACCGCUCUGGAAUUCCACUUCCUCAGCCAGUUGAUUUGCUAAUUGGAGCUGGAUUAUUGUACGAGCUGCUUCAGUUUCCACUACUGGGCAUCCUGGACGACUUCAUUCUCGUAUCCGCACGUUUUCAGCUGCCCAAUCUCAAGGACUUCGACAUGUGGGGCAACCGAGUGGUACAGAAUUUGCUCUACUACGAAGCUAACUAUUCUCUGCUCUUCCUGGCCAUCUACGUCCUUAUGAUUGUCUGUCAACCGGCGAUCAUCAGUGGCCUGAUUGUCCAGGCCCUGAACAUCGCUGUGAUCUGGCAGUUCUUCAGUAGAAAGUCCAAGUUCAACUUCAUUGCUAGCCGUUUAACCGGCAGAAAUGCAUACUCCGCAGAGCAGAACGCCCAGCAGAAAUGGAAAAUCCUGACGGGUGCCCUUCUCGUAGGAUACCUCUUCCUGCACCUGAUUAUCGCUGUGCUGCUGACCGCCUUCACACCUCUGCUGCCCGUCUCGGUGACUUUUAUCCAUGCGUCUCUACGGCUCCGAAACAUGAAAUACGAAAACUUACCGCUAAUGAUGUGGCCCUUGGCGAGAGUAACAGAAUUGGUCGUCGGAGAUGACGGAGUGUGUCGGGUGGUUUUGCUGAGGACAGUGUCCGGAGCUACAAGGCUUGCAGUCAACAGAUUGUUCUUGUUUUCCCUUCAAGAUUUGGUUGAAAACUCAUCUUCCAAUGGGAGAGUAUGUCUGGUCAAUAAGGUAUUGAAAGAAACUCCCAUGACGUCACUCUCCGUCCACUCGCGCUCGCUCUCUCUUUCUCUAUUCGCGUCACCCGCUCCCGUGCAUUCGAUCGGGCAUCUGCAUCUGCCGUCAUACGUAAGAGUUGACUUGCGCUCUCACGGAAUCUUCCGGUCGCUCCGCAGCAUCAAGCGUUAAGUCGCGCCCCCGAGUUCUGACUUCUUCGUUCGGCCUUCAACCUUUCAAAACUACCACAAAUUUAUAAUCAACAAAAUAAUCAAGUUGAAAUAAAUUGCGCUUAUA